Messenger RNA from Cylicostephanus goldi, 222 nucleotides. The record is from the annotation of a GenBank genome assembly. Lineage: Eukaryota; Metazoa; Nematoda; Chromadorea; Rhabditida; Strongylidae.
GUAAAAUUUCGACCGAUGACGGGUUACAACAAAUUUGAAGUCAAAGAUCUGACCCCUGCGGAGAUAAAGUCAGCUGGACUGCUUGACAAAAAGACCGCUGCUGAAUCGGGUCAGAACGUGACAGUUGGGAUCGCAAAGCCGGGGGUUGCCUAUGUCCCUCCUCAUCUUCGAAAAAGUAAGGCAAUGCUCAUUGCUGUCCUAAUACACAAGUUCAAUCUUUAG